Copidosoma floridanum is the source of this 339-nucleotide messenger RNA. RefSeq names its product piercer of microtubule wall 1 protein. Gene Ontology annotation, cellular component: axonemal microtubule. The record is from RefSeq and is a predicted model, not a curated record. NCBI's taxonomy places the organism in Eukaryota, Metazoa, Arthropoda, Insecta, Hymenoptera, Encyrtidae. Gene Ontology annotation, biological process: axoneme assembly.
AUGAUAGUUAGAGAAAAGUGUGGAUGUGAAAAACACGAGAGCAAAUCCAAUGGCGAGUGCGCUUCAUUGACGGGACCCAAGACGGGUGACAUUUACCGGACGUACAACAUUCCCACCCGCUUCAUGUAUCCCAAGCUAUUUCGAGGCUACAGGCAGCUGGAGGCAGGCGCCAGUCCGCACCCGUGCUACCGCAGCACUUCGAUGGAUUACGGCUGGUUUGCACCGACUGUUCACACGGUACCGACGGCCUACUACCCGCGCGACGGCUCGUUCAGCGUCGAAGCCGGACGCGGUGGCAUGUACCGCAAUUGCUCGCUCAAUACCGAGCUGGACAAGUAG